This is a messenger RNA of Dermacentor andersoni, 3858 nucleotides long. Its product is annotated as cytochrome P450 4V2-like. The record is from RefSeq and is a predicted model, not a curated record. Lineage: Eukaryota; Metazoa; Arthropoda; Arachnida; Ixodida; Ixodidae. Gene Ontology annotation, molecular function: iron ion binding; oxidoreductase activity, acting on paired donors, with incorporation or reduction of molecular oxygen; monooxygenase activity.
AAGGUGCGUGCUUUUCCUCCUCGGGGCCUCGCGAGAAAGUCGCAAGAGCGGUGAUAGUCGAAGGUUGCGGCGACACUCGGCCUUGCGGUCUUCACCGGCGAUGCUGCUGCUGCUGCUGCUCGUAGCUGUCGCCAGCGCGUCGGCCGUGCUGCUGCUGGCAGCGCAUGCGAGCCGACGCCGUACGUGGAAGUACGUGAAGCGCAUGCCGGGCCCCAGCGAAGUGAUCCCCAUGCGCACGGUGCUCCAAUUGCAGCUCACCGUGGCAGCGCUCAAGCGCCACGCGGUGCCUCCGAACGCCGUAAUCAUGCAGACACGUCUUGGCUUCUGCAAGCAGUUUGAAGAAAAAGGCAUGUUCUGCUUCUACAUUGGUUCAAGACCAUGCGUCACAGUUUUCAAGGCAGAGCACAUUGAGGCGGUUCUGAACAAUCACGCCACGCAGUCCAAAGCCUCUACCUAUUGGCUACUUCACUCGUGGCUCGGAACCGGACUCCUAACAAGUUCUGGAGACAAGUGGAAGAGCCGGAGGCGCAUGCUGACGCCAGCUUUCCACUUCAAGAUUCUCGAGGAUUUUGUGGGGCCCAUGAAUGCCAUCGCGAGGCUGACAGCUGCUAAGAUUGAAGAACAGCUCAGCAAGCCUUGGAUAGACGUGGUGCCCUUGGCAGCUUCGUGCACCUUGAACGUCUUGCUUGAAACUAUUAUGGGCUUCUCGAACCCUAUGCAAGACUCGGGAUGCCGAAACUAUGUCCAGAAUGUGACAUCGGUAGCAGAAAAAGUUGUGAGCCGUUCACAGGCUCCCUGGCUUUUCUUUGAUUACUUGUAUUAUAAAACGGAAGAAGGAAGAGAAUAUCGCAAGCACAUAUCGGAAAUUCACGAUUUCACGAAAAGGGUCAUCUCCAAAAGAAGAGAAGAAUUGUUGAGAGAGAUCACCAAUGAAGCGACGGCGCCGCAACGUUCCCUGCUGACAGCAGAAGGCGACCGCCUCUUUGGCCACUCGACGCGGCUGAACUUCAUCGACAUUCUACUUCGUUACAGCAUACAGGUAGACUCGUCCUUGACAGACGAAGACAUUCGAGAGGAAGUGGACACUUUCAUGUUCGAGGGACACGACACCACAGCAAUGGGAAUUGCAUGGUCUCUAUACCUUAUUGCACUUUAUCCGGACGUUCAAGUGAAAAUCCAGAAGGAAUUGGACAGUGUCAUGAAGGAAUACUUUGACAGUGACAUAACACUGGAAGGAAUAAAGGAGUUGAAGUUCCUAGACUGCGUCCUCAAGGAGUGCCAGCGCCUUUACCCGUCCGUGCCUGUUGUUGGAAGAGCAGUCAAUGAAAAAAUGAAAAUCGGCGAGUAUACCGUCCCCGAAAACAGUGACAUCGACAUCGUAAUAUACGCCCUGCACAGAGAUCCGACUGUCUUUCCCGAUCCGGAAGCUUUCAAGCCGGAAAGAUUUUUACGGGAAAACGCGGCUAAUAGGCAUCCAUAUGCCUAUAUACCGUUCUCAGCUGGCCCUAGGAACUGCAUAGGACAAAGAUACGCAUCCAUGGAACUGAAGAUAAUCGUCGCCACAGUUCUUCGACGCUUCUAUUUGAAAGCGGUGGAUCAUCGUGAUCAACUGAUAAUGAAAUGCGAACUGGUACUGCGACCUGAGAAUGGGUUGAGGAUCAUUUUUACGCCACGACAAAAUCAUGUGUAAACCACACCAGCUAUUCGAAUUCUCUUCCCACUAGAAUCCAGUGGACUUAGUCAACGUUGUUUUGCUUACUUGUUGGAUUUCCAUAAUUAGUCAGCGCUUUCUGUGGUCUUUGUGUCAUGUAACUCACUUGAUUUUUGUCGCGUUCUCAACGUUUCAGCCAUCAGCAGUGACUUGUUUAGCAUUACAUAAGGCUCGUUACACAGUAUAAUAUGCAACGUAACCUUGGUCAUAUUUUCUCGAAAACGGCAAAUCACUAAUAACAUUUUACACGGCACAUUUUAAAUCGUAGAGGUUAGAGAAUUAUAACUUUGUGAAACUACCUUCAUGUUUCUUGGAGCUUUAUUGCCAAAUAUCUGUGCGCAAUCAUCGAACGCGGAGACUUUCUGCUUUGAACAAAAGAAUUCUGAACACGACGUUAUAUUUGCCGCAGAUGCAUGAAUUCCAGUAUAAUGUGCGAGAAAUGACCUGUCGAGUGAUACGCACUCUCCUGUCCAUGCAGACAGAGCUCUCCUUCUUCCCUCUACCCGUGUAGUGUAACAAACCAGCUAAUACUGAAUAGUUGCAUAAUAUUGUUUGCCUUCCGCUACUAGAAUAUGACUAGGCAGUUUGAGGCAGAAUGUGUAAAUAUAAUUGUGACCUGACUGAGGGCUUGAAGUUUAACUUUAUAUCGAUUUUCAAAGCAGCAUUUGUGCCACUGUGGCGACUAUAGUUUAAACAUUUAAAAUUUACUCCAACUUGUACUUGUAAAGCCAGAUCUUUUGGUCCUCUUAAAGGAGGCUCAAUGUUGGAUCAGACUCCCCAAACUUGUUGGUCAUGUAUAAUUUUGCGUACCACUAAUCGCUGUCCUGCGGCUUCACUUUUAGAAAUACGGAAUACGUAUUAUGCCUAAUAUUAUAUAUACUUCAGAGCUCGCUUGUUUUGUUCCGUGCAAGUGUACGAGUGUAUGGCACUAAUCUUCCUAUGGCUUGAGUUGUAAAAACACGGAAUGUGUAUUCCGACUAAUAUUUACGCGAUAGCGUUAAGGGCCCCGUGUCCCAGAAAAUCCGGUGCUGGCGUCGGCGGCGAUGUCCGUGUGAGAAAAAUACUGCGCGCAGGCCCUCAGCAUGGCGCACCGGCGUUACUGCGAUAAUUGAAAAUUCUCAAAGUAAAAUUCGUCGGAAAAUUCCUAAAGUACGACUACCACAGAACCUACAGGCAUGAUAACGUCGGUUUGUAAUUUAAACAUAAUUACGCGGAAACUCAAACACAAGCACCUUUUCGAGCUGCCGUUUCAAGUCUGUCUUGCAUAGCGUUCGCCCGUCAGCGUUUCCAGGAAAACAUCACGGUUACAUAACAUGCAGCUGCCGGAAAGCGCGAGAAGCAGUCAGGGAUCUUUGCUAUCGCGUUCCAAUCUUAAGAGGGAGUUUUAGCUCGGGCGCAACUACGACGAGGCCUAUUCAAAUACACGUAAAACGCAAAAGCGCUUUUCUGAAAUAAACCCUGGGCCGACUUUAAUGAAAUUUGUUGCAUUUGCGAGAGAAAGCUAAAUUAUAGUGACUGUUGGAAGCGGAAUUUCAUUUACGACCUGUAUUUUGUGAAAAGAAUUUUCAAAAAUUCAGAAGUUCGAAAAAAUAGAAGCACGUAGUUUACAAAUUAAUAGCUCUGCAUCAAGCAUAGAUAUCACGGUUCUCUAAACGGAAACCAUUAGAUCAUUCAAAGCGGACAAAUUCGUUAUUUGUGUUACGUUAUUUGUGUUAUUCGUUAAAAAUUGUUACGUUCUGUGCAAGAGUUCUGAAAAACCUGUAUUUGCAUAUUGCUAAAUUUUUUAGAUUUAUAUGUAAUAGAUCAGUUUUUUGCAUAUUAAAUGAACUAUUCGGUGCAAUUCACAGAAUUAUGAUAUAGUUUUUCAUUGCUGAGUUGCAGAGUUGUAAACUUCAUUGUUUUGUUUACUGAAAAUUUUCAGUUUUUGCCAUAUUUUCACAAAAAUUGACGACCCAAAUGAAAAAUUCGAAACCCUGCAGCGUCACUAGACCUUAGCUUUCUUUUUUACAUGCAACAAACCUCGCCAAAUUUGGUGCACUGGUUGCGAAGAAAAACGAAUUCUCCUUUUACAUGUAUUUAGAUAGGAGCACCCGAGCUAAAGAUUCCUCUUAAAGGGCCCCUCAACAGGCCACAUUGCAAAUUUCGGU